CUCCCAUCUGAAGACUUAACACAGUGCAGAGCAGAGCUGGCAGUCACAGUUGCGCCCUGGAUUGUAGCAGAGAGCGAGCAUCCCUCUCAGCCUGUUUGCCCCCCACCAUGGAUGUCAAGCUGCUGGCGCUGAUGGCCCUGAUGGCCGUAGCCACACAUGUACCGACCUCCAACGCAAAGCCCAUCAGUCUGGUGGAGCGGUGCUGGUGUCGUUCCACCCUCAACACGGUUCCUCAGAGGUCCAUCAAGGAACUCAAGUUCCUACACACACCAAACUGUCCCUUUCAAGUCAUUGCCAAGCUGAAGAGCAACAGGGAGGUUUGCAUCAACCCCGAGACCAAGUGGCUGCAGCAGUACUUAAAGAACGCCAUUAACAAGGGGAAGAAAUCUAGAAGACGCAACACCAAGAAAAACUAAACACAAGGGAGCACGCGUGUGCGUCGUCUGCCAGGGCCCCCCCCCCCCCCCAUAUGAACCUGUAUGCCUCCCUGUCACUGCUAUGGAAGUAUGUAAACACGCUGUAAGUACCCCGUCCCCCUCUCUGGACCGCUUGCAGAACCAGCACUUCACGCCAAACUGUGCCAUGUCGAGCACCGACCCAGAUCCUCCCGGUCACACGCGCAGUCACCUCCGACUCCCCCGUGUCAGCACCAAGUGCAUUUACACCUGGAGGCGACGGGACGCGUGCCGAUGUCAGAGAUGGCGUGUGUCCGAGUGCUGGGCACGGGAGAGAAAGUGUGUGUUUGAAUGUGCAACAUAUGAACUAACUCUUAAUGUGCGUCAGUAUAUCAUAUUUUCUUACUUAACCCAGCCGUAGAGGAGGAAUUUGAGCUUUCACUCUGACACAAUGCUUUGUGGGUAAUGCCAUCUUCACGCCAUGGUCUCCGACAAGGAAUAACAAUCGUGAUUUUACGUAUGCAUGUAGGUAUCUUCAUACGUAAAUGUCAAUCAUUACAGAAUUGUUACAUUCACAAACAUAAGGGCUAAGUUAUUUUGACUACUGUUAUUUCAACAUAGUUCUACCUUUUUUAAUGUAGAUCUCCUGAGAAGAAAAAAAAAACCUACCCGAAAUAGAGGAGUUGAAUGAGAAGUUCACACUGAUGAUAAGCGAAGGUGGCAUUACUCCAUAACGGAGAGGUCAAAGGGCAGCAACAAAGCCUGUGCAGUGGGUCCCUUCACAGCACUGACCAGUCAGGGUGGCCGUGCUUCAGCAGUGUGGUGCAUUUCCUUUGCUUCAGCAUCGGGAACCAAACAGAGUGAAGCGACACUCACUGCAGAGCCGCCAGCACUGACCCUGUGGUGCUUUAUACUCAGUACAAAGGGUGAGAGCCAUUGACAUAAUUUUACUUCACUGUUUAUUAUAUGCAAAACUCAAUACGGGAUGUUGUAACAGCUAUGUCUUAUAUGAAAUACAAUUAUGUUUUUUACCAGUCAUAAAAUAUUUGAAGUGCUGUUUUUAAAAGUCUGAUAUUUAAAAUGAAAUACAAAGCUGAUUUUAUGUGAAGGCCAUAGUGUCCUGAUAAAUACUAUGAGGAAAUGAAACGCUUAUCAAUGCAUCAUUUUUUAUUAUCGAAUCUGUAAACAGAAACCAAAUAUCUAAUCAGUAAAACGUGUAACAUGAAGAAGCCGGUGAAAGCAUUGCUUUCCUAUUCAUUAAUUGUUAUGAAAAGUCAGCUCAGGAUUGUCAUUAUUCUUCGUUUGUUCAAGGGACUAAAUGUAAAUGUAUAUCAGGACUUCACAGGAAUUCAACUGCAGUAUGUUCAUACCAGCACCUCUCCUUGGUAGGAAGAAAAAGCUAAAACCAUCCAACAGAUGAAUGAUAAAUGUAACAGUGGGAGUGUUAAGAACGUUUUUGAUUAGUCUUUUUAUAUACAUUUGAGCCACUUUAUUAUCAGAUGUGUAAUUUUAAUUGUAACUAUUUUAUUUUUAUAUUGUGCAUAAUCUUACUAAAUGGGUUUUUAAUGCAAUGUACAGUAGGAAGUAGCUACUAAAUGAAGGCCAGCUCACAAAAUGUAAGAAACAGUAUUAAGCUUCAUUUUUAAGAUGUCAUGCAAUGAACAUGAAAUACUUUUAGACACAUAUAUUUUAACAAUGUUGUGGAAAAAGCAUCAGGCAAUCAAGUCAAAUAUCAAUCCUCUUUUUUGUUUCUGUAUCGUUUCCAUAGCAACUAUUCAGCUGUUACGGUCAACACACUGAUUGAAAACAAAAGUCACUGUCAUUGUUUCACAUGUUGCAGGAAACCACUCGGCCCCCAUUGAUCACUUGACGUCCUAUAGUUUUACAGAGGUUGAUGUAUCAUGUGUAAAUAGAGCCACUGAGCCAAAAACGAUCCCAGCGACCAACAUGUGCUUUUAAUCUGGACACUCCCAGCACCCCAGGGGGCUUUCUCUUAAACUCUCACUCAACUGCUGCCAUGUCGCAACUUUUUUUGUAAUGUAAGUCCUGUUGUUUGUGCUCAUUUCCGAGGGGUAUUUUUUGUUCUAUUUCACACGGUCUGUUUGCUGCUUGCCUGAUCACAGGUGAUACUCAUAUCAAUUUGCAGCUAAUGGUGCAAUAAUUCUGUACUUGUCUUUAAUUUUCCAUUAAACUAAUAGAAGUUAAUGGACACUCGUUUUACACGAUUAUAAUCAUUUGUUUAAAUCUUGCUGAAAAGUUUUCCAAACGCACUAAUAUGCAAUGAUAAAAUUCUAAUUGUAUUAAUUCAUUCAUUACAAAACUGCCAUAUACUUCCAAAAUACUUUGAAGACUUCCAUCGAGAAGAAUAUAAUGUUGUUAUUUCUGUAAACCUUUCUAACAUAAAACAUAAUAGUUAUCUCAAUAAAGGGAACACAUCUGUUGCAUUAUGUGAGAACAUGUAAUAAGUUCAUUAUAUGUGUGAUUACAUUCAAUCGCAUUGAACUGUCGCUGAUGAGAAUAUUUAGUGUGACUAAAUAAUGAACCACAAUUACAAUCUCCUUUGUGAAAAUCAGCAUUUCCAGAACAUGUUUGUGUGUAUCACUUGGACCAAAUACAAAUUCAGGUUAACAUUGAUCGUAUAUUAAUAAAUUACCCAAAAUGCGUGCAUGUCUUCUACCUGGGACGCAGAGACAAUGUGACAUAUAUUUCUUUUGAGGCAGCUUCUGACAAACAUCCUUCAUACAUGUGCGAUGUGUAUUGUCACUCUUUAUAGACCAAAAGGUGCUAUUUUCACUGUGAUAUUCAAGCUCUUCUUAAAUAAAGUAUUAUGGAAUGAAGUCAGUCGCAUGUCUGUAUUUCAUCCAUUUAAAACCCUC
This is a messenger RNA of Gasterosteus aculeatus aculeatus (three-spined stickleback), 3271 nucleotides long. RefSeq names its product stromal cell-derived factor 1. Lineage: Eukaryota; Metazoa; Chordata; Actinopteri; Perciformes; Gasterosteidae. The record is from RefSeq and is a predicted model, not a curated record. Gene Ontology annotation, molecular function: chemokine activity. Gene Ontology annotation, cellular component: extracellular region. Gene Ontology annotation, biological process: chemotaxis; immune response; defense response.